Messenger RNA from Miscanthus lutarioriparius, 642 nucleotides. Lineage: Eukaryota; Viridiplantae; Streptophyta; Magnoliopsida; Poales; Poaceae. The record is from the annotation of a GenBank genome assembly.
AUGGCGAGGAGGCCAGCGGCUCCAACUCCAUUGAGCAAGAAGCGGUAUAAGAAAUUAGAUUUGAAAAGCUUUUUUCCUAGUACAAAUUCCACAAGUGGAAGCAACUCGGGGCCAAGUACUCGUGAAAGCGGUAAUGUUGUUGUUCCUGAAUCUGAAGAACAAGAAGAGCUACGAGAUUCAGAGCCACAUCCAGUAGAAACAGUACAAAAUGUUGAACAUCAAGAACCGUCCUCACAUGAGCAAGAUGUUGAAGGUAUUAAGGUUUUCAACCCGGAUGUUCAUCUUGUUUCUGAUCCGAGCCUUCGUGUAGCAAUUGAUCAAUUCCAUCCAGACAUUAGAGAUGAUGUUAGGAUGGCUUAUUUGGUGAAGGGCCCAACCAAACCUUAUGGCCAUAAUUUUCCUAAGAAGCCAAAUGAUAAGAGGGUGUUUCUAAAGAAUUGGUUACAACAAUAUGAUUGGUUGGAAUAUAGUGUGGCUAAAGAUGCAGCAUUUUGCUUCUAUUGCUUUCUUUUUAAGCAAAAGCCCUUAGAAACACAUUUUGGUCAUGAUGCAUUCAGUAAAGAGGGGUAUAGAAAUUGGAAAAAUGCAUAUAAUGGAUUUCCUCAGCAUGUUGGUGGCCCGACAAGCUGCGAAAUAAAAUGA